Messenger RNA from Eimeria necatrix, 1443 nucleotides. RefSeq lists its product as hypothetical. Gene Ontology annotation, biological process: protein methylation. NCBI's taxonomy places the organism in Eukaryota, Apicomplexa, Conoidasida, Eucoccidiorida, Eimeriidae. The record is from RefSeq and is a predicted model, not a curated record. Gene Ontology annotation, cellular component: nucleus. Gene Ontology annotation, molecular function: protein methyltransferase activity.
AUGGGGCCCCUUUUGCGGCGUUUGCUGCGCCGGGGGGGCCCCCUAGGGGCCCCACAGGGGCCCCCCUUGGGGGGCCCCCAAGGGGCCCCUAACUUCAGUGUUGAAGUUUACCUUACGGACAUCGACCUCGAGGCCCUUCAGCUGUGCCGCCGAACGCAGCAGCUAGACGAGUUCCUCUUGGCGGAAUCCCCUGGGGCCCCCCCUGGGGGCCCCCCUGGGGGCCCUCAGGUCGAGGGCUAUGGGGCCCCUACGACGCCCACAGGGUCGCCCGCUGCCCCUGCAUGCGCCCAAGAUGAGGGGCCCCCCGUGGGGGGCCCCCCUGUCAAGGUUUUUGUAAGGCGACUGGACUGGACCCAGGGGGGCCCCUGGGGCCCCCUGCUGGCAAAGAGUACCUCAACAGGGUACCAGGAGGGGCCCCCUAGUGCAGGGCACUCUUUACCCAAUUCUGCGAAUGUAGAAGGCUCGGGGCUUUCUGGGGGUGACCAGGGGCCCCCAGGGGGGCCCCUGGGGGCCCCCCAGGGGGGCCCUCCAGGGGCCCCCAGGGGGGCCCCCCUGGGGGGGCCCCCCGGGGGGGCCCCAGAAGCAGAUGAGUUCAGCUGGAGUCAAGAAGAAUUAGAAACCCUAGUCUGGGGGCAGGGGCCCCCAGGGGGGCCCCUGGGGGCCCCCCAGGGGGGCCCUCCAGGGGCCCCCAGGGGGGCCCCCCUGGGGGGGCCCCCCGGGGGGGCCCCAGAAGCAGAUGAGUUCAGCUGGAGUCAAGAAGAAUUAGAAACCCUAGGAGCUAAAGGAGCUGUGGAUCUCGUGUUGGCUUGUGAUGUGGUUUACGACUUUGACUUGAACUGGCGGCUGGCGCUUUUGCUGCAGCAGCUGCUGCAGCAAAACCCUUGCUGCUGCUGCCUCGUGAGCCACAGCAGGAGGCUGGGCUUUGUGUGUGCUUCUUCUUUUGCUGCUGUUGAUGUUUUUGCUGAGGACUUCUGGGAUCGCUUUUGCUGCUUCCAAGACGAUCCCAGCCCCCCCCUCAGCAGCAGCAUCUUCCAGCUGUACGUACACCCCACGCCUGCAUGCAGCCUUUGCUGCGCUGCAGCAGCAGCUCCAAAGACACUCAAAGCAGCUCUGGCUCUCACGGGGGGGCCCCCCGGGGCCCCCGGGGCCCCCCGCCAAACGGGGUCCGGGGGCCCCUCGGGGCCCCCACGACCUGAGGGGCCCCUUCAAGAGGAGGGGCCCCCUGAAGGAGAGGGGCCCCCUGAAGGGGAGGGGCCCCCUGAAGAAGGGGGGGCCUCUGAAGGGGAGGGGCCCCCUGAGUGGGGGGCCCCCAUAGAGGAGAGGGGCCCCCUUGAACUUGGGGCUGCUGCAGAAGGCCAGCAGUUUGCUGUGAUGCCUUGGGAGGCAGAAGAGGGGGCAGCGCACGGGGAGGUGUGGCAAUUGAGCCUGAGAAGGCCGUUUUAG